Chaetomium strumarium is the source of this 1296-nucleotide messenger RNA. RefSeq lists its product as uncharacterized. Bases 199 to 1281 code for a protein of 360 amino acids. The transcript has 3 exons. The record is from RefSeq and is a predicted model, not a curated record. Lineage: Eukaryota; Fungi; Ascomycota; Sordariomycetes; Sordariales; Chaetomiaceae. Gene Ontology annotation, cellular component: nucleus.
CGCGCGCAGCCUGAGGGGUUGGUGUGCUGGUCUUGCUGGUUAUCACGGAGAGGGGCUCCCUCUGUCUCUGUUCCCUGGCGGUGAAUGAUUUACGGAUACAUACAACUUAAUCCAGAGACUGACUAAGAACUAAGAUAUACAAUACUCGAAGAAGCAAGAAAAAAAAAAAAACAAAAACAAAAGCUGAUAUAAGUAACCAUGGCGUCAGCGUCGCAGCAGCAGCAGGACACCAGCAACAGCCACAGCAAGAAGCUGCUGCUGGUGGUGGUGGGCGCGACAGGGAACCAAGGCGGCUCGGUGGCGCGGCGUUUCCUGCAGGACGGGCGGUACGCCGUGCGCGGGCUGACGCGGGAUCCCUCGUCCCCGGCAGCCCGAGAGCUCGCGGCGCUCGGGGCCGAGAUGGUGCGGGCGGACCUGGACGACGUGGCGUCGCUCGAGGCGGCCUUCCGCGGGGCCAACCUCAUCUUCAGCGUCACCAACUACUGGGAGCCCUUCUUCCGGCCGGACUGCCGGGCGAGGGCGCAGGCGUUGGGCGUGACGUGCCGCCGGUACGCGUACGAUGUCGAGUACGCGCAGGGCAAGAACAUCGCCGACGCGGCCGCCGCCGUGGCCGUCGACUCGCUCGUGGAGAACGGCUUUCUGGCCUCGACGCUGAGCCACGCCGGCCAGUGCAGCGCCGGCCGCUUCAAGGACCUGUACCACUUCGACGCCAAGGCCGACGUCUUCCCGGACUAUGUCGUCGCCACGCACCCGGCGCUGGCCGCGAAGAUGUCGUGCAUCCAGACCGGGUUCUUCACCACCAGCCACCGGAUCCUGCCGGAGUCUUAUUUCCAGAAGCUCCCCGACGGCACCUUCGAGAUGCGCUUCCCCUGCUCGCCGGACAAGCCGAUCCCGCACCUCGACGUCAACCACGACACGGGCCCCUUCGUCUACGCCGUCGCCCAGAUGCCCCCCGGCAAGCACUACAUGGCCGCCGGCGAGUACCGCCCCUGGCCCGAGUUUGCCGACGCCUGGGCCGCCCUGACCGGCGCCACCAUCAAGUACCGGCAGGUCUCGUUCGACGAGAUGGUCGCCGACACUGCCGAUAGGGACUGCGGCAUUGAGGUGGCCUUGAUGUUUGAGUAUAGCUCGGAUCCGGGCUAUGAUGGGGGUAAGGAGGUGUUGAAGGCUGAGGAUUUGCGCAAGGCCGGCAUCGACUGUCCCAUGCUCACGGUGGAGGAGGCUUUGGCACGGCAGGAUUGGACGCCUAUCUUGAACAAGGCGGUGUAUAGGUCUAGCUAGCUUUUGGGUUAUGAC